Molecule: messenger RNA, 1010 nt
Organism: Microdochium trichocladiopsis
Lineage: Eukaryota; Fungi; Ascomycota; Sordariomycetes; Xylariales; Microdochiaceae
Exons: 1
Coding region: 227-694 (155 amino acids)
Source: RefSeq, a predicted model, not a curated record
GCACUUACCAAAAGGUGCGAAGCAGCCAGUCGUAAACCUUGCGAAACAAGCCUGCCAUUUUGCUUAUGGUACCGUCCAGUGCCUCUGGUGAUUGCGCGAGACUGAUGGCUUUGCUGCCUUGCCAGAUGUGGCUCCCAGGCAAGAGUCCUGCGCGAAGAUCUUAUGCGGGAUCGGCGCGAGGUUGACAAGAUGCGAGAGCAGAGCUGGCCAGGCAGAUGUUUUUAUAAUGGCCCUUCGACGAGACGGGUUCUGGCAGUCCACACUGGCGCCUGCGCAGGUCAAGUGGAUGAGGAGCAGGCCGCUUGGCACCGGGACUGGCGAUCGCCGUGGGCAGUUGGUGCAAGGGCAGGGAGCAGCAGUGCUUGCCUUGCAACGGCCGUCGAAGUUGACAAUCGCGACUUGCCGCCGUGAUGAGCGUGGUGAGACGCAGCCUAGCAGGGCAAAAGGUGCGGGACGCACGGCGAACGCUGUGAUCAAGGACGGCGGUGGUUCUCCACCAGGACGACUGCGAGAGUGCUUUGACGUCCCGUGGCCCGGCCUGAUGGGGCAGGGAGGGAUCUGUCUGAUGGACCGGCAACCUUGCGACAAACCACAGCGGCUAGCAGAGGGCGAUCGAGCUUCUCAUUCGUGUGGGAGCAGGCCCCCUAACCCUUGCAGGCGUGCGGUCGAAGCGCGCGCAGUUCCUAGCAGGUGAUGCCGGAGAUGGUCGCUAGGCGCAGGGCGGCGACGGGCAGCAGGAGCAUGGGAGCUUGGAGCAGGGUGUUUCUCUGAGCUGGAACGGCGAGGUCGUAGACGACGGCCGCGGCCAGGAUGGAGUUGGGACGGGGAUUAGGCCGCCGUCCGACGGCGGAUGACCAACUCGCAAGGCUGGAAGCGGGUGCGGCCUAGCGAGCGGGAACGGACGGGGCCUCCCUCUGUACUAGUGUCUAACUGAGCUGACAGGCCGCCGACAGAGAGCAGCAGCCUACGUGCUCUUGAUGAAGCCCCCGCGCUGCUGAGCAGAUAGUGAG